Messenger RNA from Penicillium angulare, 414 nucleotides. RefSeq lists its product as uncharacterized. Lineage: Eukaryota; Fungi; Ascomycota; Eurotiomycetes; Eurotiales; Aspergillaceae. The transcript has a single exon. The coding region runs from base 1 to 414 and encodes 137 amino acids. The record is from RefSeq and is a predicted model, not a curated record.
AUGGAUCGAAACGACCAUCGCUUUUGCCAGCUUCGUGCCAUUACUUCAACAGAAUUCAACUCCGUGAUUGAAGAUCUUCGUAGCCAGAUCAACACUCUCAGAGAGACUCAGCAAGCUCAGAUAGCCAGGAUACUCUACCGUCCAAAUACCUCUCUUCCGGACCCAGAAAAAUUUACUGGAAAUGCUGUCAAAUUUGAUACCUGGAUUACCUCGAUCCAAGCUAAGCUUUCCAUCGAUGGUGAAGCUAUUGGCAACUCCAAGGCCCAGUUCUUUUACGUGUAUUUUAAUCUUGACUCUACGGUGCAAGCGAUGAUUCUCCCUCAAGUGGCUCACGCGAAUUCGGUUAAUAUCUACGACUAUCAGGCUAUUCUCGAUCAGCUAACGCACGUUUACAUGACCCCAAAUAUGUUUUAA